Molecule: messenger RNA, 819 nt
Organism: Paramecium octaurelia
Lineage: Eukaryota; Ciliophora; Oligohymenophorea; Peniculida; Parameciidae
Source: the annotation of a GenBank genome assembly
UAAAUUUUUGGGGAUAUGAGAACAUCCGUUGUUUUUAUUUUAUUAUUAUUGGCUUUAGCAACCACAAAAAGAGUUGAAAUACACAAGAAGGCUGAAACAAAGUACAUUCAUGUAACAAUAUAUUAUAUAUAAUCAACAGAAAGAUGUGAAAUAAAAUGAAGAAUUGUCUUAUGGAACUUCCUUAUUAACCCCAGAGGAAUAAAAGAAAGCAGAUGAUGCUAAAAAAGCAGAAGAAGCAAAGAAGGCUGAGGAAGCAAAGAAAGCAGAAGAGGCAAAGAAGGCUGAAGAAGCAAAGAAAGCUGAAGAGGCUAAGAAAGCUGAAGAGGCCAAGAAAGCUGAAGAGGCAAAGAAGGCUGAAGAGGCAAAGAAAGCUGAAGAAGCAAAGAAGGCUGAAGAGGCUAAGAAAGCUCAAGAAGCCAAAAAGGCAGAAGAUGCUAAGAAAGCCGAAGAAGCAAAAAAGGCUGAAGAUGCCAAGAAGGCUGAGGAAGCUAAGAAAAAAGAGGAAGAAUAAAAAAAAAACUAAGAUGGAAAAAGUUAGGGCUCUAAUAAUGGAAACAAUGGAAAUGAUGGAGAGGAAAAUGAAAAAGAAAAAAACAAAAGAGCCGAAUAUUAAGAAUGUCUCAAGGAUGAAUGUGCAUAAUAUUUUAAAGAUUGCAACGAAGAUUGUGUCGACAGAUUGAAAAGCUGUAAAUAGAAAGCUAUAUAUGAAGGACUUGAUGCUGUAAAAUAUGGUUUUAAUUGUAGUAUAAUCAAUGUGUAAAAAAUAACGAAAAGGCCAAUUCUUUAAUAAAAUGCAUUCAGACUAAUUGUUAAGAGUGA